Symbiodinium sp. CCMP2592 is the source of this 2001-nucleotide messenger RNA. The record is from the annotation of a GenBank genome assembly. Lineage: Eukaryota; Dinophyceae; Suessiales; Symbiodiniaceae.
AUGCCUGGGUACAGGCCGAAAAGCUCGGGCUUUGUGGCGAGCGCGCGAUGCACCAGCUGGAAGACACCAGACUGUGAGGAGGCGGCUCUGGGCAGCUACUUGGAUCCGACGAAAGAUCCGCCUUCGGAGCUGAUCCUCACCGAGGAUGUGCGGAGGCUUCAGGACGACCUCCUGCUCCGCUUUGCCGAGCCUCCGGCCGAAGCGCCUACGUGGUCCCGCCUGCGGGACCAGCGGAAACCGCCCGCCGAAGGAAGCAGCCCGAGAGGGCCCGGGCCGAUCCCUUCGAAGCUUUGCCCCACAAGAUCCGGCUUGGAACAUGCAGGAGAAGCCUUCAGGAAUCUGGCUUCCAUGACCUUGUGUCAGGAUGCCGGCGCCGGCGGAACUGACGAGCAGCCGGUCGAGGAAGAAGACGAGCAGAAGCGUCAGCACAUGCAUCAGGUGAUGAUGCAGGUGUUCACCUGGCUUCAGGACGACUACUGCGGCACCACCUGUGGGCGCAGCCGUCAGGCAGCCUACAGGGAAGGCCUCGGCGCCAAGAAGAGGAUGCAGAUGAAGGCAGCCCUCCAGCUGCAGCCUGGACUCAGAAACCCCCAGCGCCGCCGCGGCAAUGCUGUGCCUUCCACCGCGCGGGUGGCAGCCAUCGCCGUUUUACGGCAGCUCUUCCCAGAGCACCGCUUCGAAGACCGCGAAGUCCGUGUGGAGGUGGCGAGGCAAUUGCAGACAAGCGACGCUGACUUCAGGUUUCCGCGGCUUGAGGCAUCAAUCUAUGGCCGUGGUUCUCCUAUGAGCUUGUGCUGCGGCGCGGCCGUCCUCACAUUCUUCGAUGUGAUCUGCGGGGUGUGCGUGAUCUGCUUGAAGUCAACCUGCGAGGCGCCGGCUCUGGAGCUGCAGCCGCUGACGGAGGCGAGUCGCCUGAAGCUCUGGGGCCACUGGAUCUCCCUGAGCGGCGGGGUCUUGCCGAAGAGCAGGCCCCCGAGCCCGGCAAGGACGAAGUUCUUCCCCACGAGUCAGGCGGAGGAUGACUGGCUGCCACGCGCUUCAGCCAUGGCUCUGCUGGCGGAGAAGGAGCAGCGGAAGCCAGUGCACGUGGACGUGGAGCUCAGACAGCCGCAGCCGACCCCUGACUUCGACGAGAGGAGCAUCGCUGGGUCGGAACUCGUCGAAGCGACUGAGGCGUUGACGCAGGCUCAGCUCAGCCUUGAAGGCCUCGCAGUCUCCACGGGGCCCGAGGUGGAGGGCGCAUCGGCCGAAGAAAGCAAGGAAAGAGCAGGCAGCAGCGUGCAGGCUGGGGAGGACUCCCUGGCAGAUCCCGGCUCGGACCCCUCCUUCGGCCCGCAGCCUGUUUUUCACAGGCCGGCUCCCUCAAAGGAGGCUUGGCGCGCGCAGCCCGUGACCGACGGACAAGCCUCGCUCCUGAAGUCGAAGUUGGAGGAGCUCUACAUGGAGCAGCGGUUUGGCAAGGAGCUCUAUAUGGAACAGCGUCUUGGACGUCUCAGUCUUCGUGCAAAUCCCAGCCACGAGAACUUGACGACCCAGCUGGCUGGCUCACACCGGCCCUUCCGCGCAAACAGAGCCCCGCGAGACGGAGUGGCAGCCGCUACACAGACGGAAGACCUCUUCUAUCUGACCAGCGAAGACGUUGCGUUGCCCGAUGCCUCGCCAGAUGCGGCUAUGCAGCACAGGCCUGAGACUGCGCGCAGCUCCAGGAGCGCCACCGUGACGAGGUCUUCGCCGACCAUGUCCCGACCGUCGUCCUCCCCCUCCCGGCCACGAUCUGCGGGCCCAGGAAUGAGGUUGCAGCCGCGACCGACUCGCGAGACGAGAAGCUCAGGCAGAACUUCCGUGGACGCUGCGGGCGUCGCAAGACCUGUCACACGGACCAUCUUUGGGCGGCACCUCGGCCAGCGCUGGCGUGUGCUGCCGCCCAAGCAUGUGAGGCCUCAUCAUGCCAACCUUCCCUCCGUCUUGGUCAUGGCGAAGACCCAGCGACAGGGGCGCUGA